GCCCCGGCGGCGUCCCGCGGGGAAGAUGAGCGGCACCAGCGCCAAGUCCAGCCACCUGUCUCAGCCCGUGGUGAAGAGCGUGCUGGUGUACCGCAACGGAGACCCCUUCUUCGCGGGGCGCCGCGUCGUCAUCCACGAGAAGAAGGUGUCCAGCUUCGACGUCUUCCUGAAGGAGGUGACCGGCGGCGUCCAGGCACCCUUUGGGGCCGUGAGGAACAUCUACACCCCGCGCACCGGGCAUCGCAUCCGGAAGCUAGACCAGAUCCAGAGUGGGGGUAACUACGUGGCGGGCGGCCAGGAAGCCUUCAAGAAACUCAAUUACUUGGAUAUAGGAGAAAUCAAGAAAAGACCAAUGGAAGCUGUAAAUACAGAGGUAAAACCCGUAACCCACAGCAAGAUCAACGUGUCAGCUCGCUUUAGGAAAACGCCUCAGGAACCCUGCACCAUCUUCUUGAUUGCAAAUGGAGACCUCAUAAGCCCAGCUUCUCGCCUCCUCAUUCCCAGAAAAGCCUUGAAUCAGUGGGAUCAUGUACUGCAAAUGGUCACAGAGAAAAUAACUCUGCGGAGUGGAGCAGUGCACAGACUUUACACUUUAGAAGGAAAACUGGUUGAGAGUGGGAUCGAGUUGGAGAAUGGGCAGUUUUAUGUGGCUGUCGGCAGAGAUAAGUUUAAGAAAUUGCCUUACACGGAACUACUUUUUGAUAAGUCAACAAUAAGAAGGCCUUUUGGUCAGAAAGCCUCUUCACUACCUCCUAUUGUGGGAUCCCGAAAGUCUAAAGGGAGUGGAAAUGAUCGCCAAUCAAAGUCAACAAUUGGAUCCAGUGAUAAUUCAUCUCCUCAGCCCCCAAAGAGGAAAGGGAAAAAAGAAGAUGUGAAUUCACAAAAACCUACAAAAGGCAAACAAAAUAUGAAGUUAAAGAAUUCAUCAAAAACAGUUCCAAACAGUGAUGAAGGCAUUUUCAAAGCUGGAGCAGAAAGAUCUGAAACGCGGGGGGCAGCAGAAAUCCAAGAAGAUGAAGAUACCCAAGUUGAGAUUCCAGUUGAUCAGAGGCCAGCAGAAAUAGUAGUUGAAGAAGAAGACGGAGAGAAAGAGAAGAAGGAUGUCAAAGAGAAAGAAGACUUCUCAGGGAUGAACGGGGAAGUUGAAGAGAAAGAAGGUGAGGACACUGCAGAUGCUCCCGAGCAAGCUGAGGAGACCACUGAGCACAGUGAGGAGCAGGCAGGCCCUGCUCUUGUCAAUGGAGGCACCAAUGAAGAAAAUGGCGAGGAACUGGAUCAGGUUAAUAAUGAGGUUCAAGAGGCAGUAAACGAGGAAAAAAACUCUCAAGAAGCUGCCAGUGGGCAAGAUGAGGCUGAUUCAGACUCUCAAAGACCACCAAGACCAGAAGUGAAAAUCACCAGCCCCCAAGAAAAUGAUAACAACGAACAAAACAAGGACUCUGCGUUGUAGCAUAGAUGAUUUUUAAAGAGAGCGUAUAUUGAUGAUAAGAAAAAUGAAGGGCUAUAAUACUUGAAUAUUAAGUAUAUAGUUACUGCUAAACAUAAUGUGACAAUGGGGUGACACUACCUAUUGAAUUGUAAAAUUAGAGGCCUUAAUGGAAAGACUAGGUAAUUCUGAAUAGCUACUAAAGGAGACUGCUUGUUGUGGGAUAUGUUUUAAAGUGUAAUUUAGAAAAAUUAAGUAAGAGGCAAGGAGGGGAAUUUGCACUGGGAGCCAGUUGGCUACUUCUCUUUGUAAAGGAUGAAAAAUAAUAGGAUCGUUCCUAUUAUAUCCUUUCUUAUAACUCUAGACAUGAAUUAAAUGGCAGUUUAUUUAAAAGAACUUAUCGAAGAAAGCAUAGGAUUUUAAAGACAUGAUGAUAGGAAAGCAUGUACUAUUUUUUUUAAAGCAAUAAACUCUUGAAUAAAAUUUUGCAUCUUAGUUUCAGAGAUAAUUUGGAGAUGGCAAGAGUUUGAAAUGUUUCCAGGACUUGUUGACAAUCCUUUCUGUCUUCCUUCUUAUCAAACUCUACCUUAAACAAAUUAAAAAGACAGCACAAGUUAUUCAUUUUGGAAAGAGGAAGCAUCCACUCACUGUACUGGUGAUUGAUAUUGUCUGUCAAGUGCUUUGGAGCUUCUUCUUAUGGCUUUGGUGACACUCACUGAGGAAAGUGUCACAAGGAAACAGCCAAUGUCAUUAUUGAGCCUGGUUGGAGGGUUUGCAAGUCUGGUGUCCUGUGGAUUUUCACCAAUCCAUUUUACCUUUAUCAACAAUAUCCCUUUCUUUUCCCUUGUGCUGUUAUAUUAGAGAACUCAGUACUGACUAUUCCAAAAAUUGAAUUAUCUCCAGUUUUUCUUUUUACCAAACAGGUAGUGUAAUAGAAAGAAAAAAUUAGGCUGUAUGUUGAGUUUGUCACUGCUCAGUUUUACUUGCUUUUUGCCUUGUUUUCAUGGCAGGUUAUGUUUAGACUUUUGAGCAGAUUCCUUUCAAUAUAAUUUACAAUCCAUCUGAUAAAGAGUUAUUGAAAUAAGUUUUAAAAUUGCCAUAAUGAAACCUGUUCCUGAUUAUGAAUUUGUGAACUGAUUAAAUUAACUCAUAAUUACCUUGCUAGGUGUAUAUAGGGAAAACACAAUUGUAACUGUUUGUUUGCUUUUUGAAAUUUUAAGAGAUGAUACAGUUUUAAGAGAUGAUACAGUUCUUAAAUAUAGAAAUAAUAUAUUUUUCUCAUAGACUAUUUUGUUGAUUAUGUAGAAGUUAUAUAUUUGAAAUUUUAACUUCUGUACUUUCAUAAAAUUCAUUGUUAAUCAUAAUUUCAAAUAAUUUCCUCCCUCCAGGUUUCGUAAUCAAGCAUUUGGAAUCAAAGUAGUUAUAUGAAACACUUAAUAAUAAAAUUAUAGAAAACAGAUGUGCUUUCCCCAACAGCUAUUUCAAUAUAUUCCACAAAUAGGAAGUCCAAGCAGAGACUAUAAUGUAACAGUAUUGGAAAGAAAUAAUGGUGUAAUGGCAUAUUUAUCUGGGAGGACAAAUUAUAAAUAGGGUACUAUAUUUUAGUACAAAAUCUAGAUCGUGCUUUUUUCUACUUGGGUUAUAUUAUUUGUUUUUCCCAAAUGGGAUAAUAGAAAGCACUGUAGGGUCUAAACAACUGUCUUAUGUUGUAAGGGAGACAGACCACCUGGUAUUUUAAUGUUAAAUUUCCAAGCUAUUGCCAGCCUAGGGAUUAAUGAUUUUAAGCAGCUUAUAAUAAUACGAAAUUAGAUAUAAGAAAUUACAACUAACUAAACAGGUGAUUCUUUCUCUUUCCUUGAAUGAAAAAAAAUUCCCUCUCUUCUUACUUUAAUAAAGGUAUUUUAUCUUGCCUUUUGCUCUUUUUCUUCAUUAUAUUACAAAAUGUAGGUCUUUACGAACUUUUAAAAGAGGUCAUCUUAAUGAAGCUCAAUGCUAUUUUACAUGAAUAAAAAAGUUAAAUAUAUGCCAGGAGGGUGAUAGGUGACAACUAGAGCAAAGAAUUUGAAACAUGGAGAUUAUCAGUUUCUCUUGUCCCUGCGUAUUUUACCACCUGUUGGCAAGAUAUAAUUGUAAUCUAACUGGAGGGAAUGACAUCUAAUCACCUUAAAGCACUUUGAAAACAUUUAUUACUGGGGUAAAAAAAUGAAUGGAUUAUGUUGUCUAACCAGGGAAGAAAUCAGUCAAAGGGGACUAAAAUUGUGAACCACAUUUGGGAGAUGUCUCUAACAUAAAUGAUGAAAGUAAAUUUAUGCCCCCAAUGUGGACAUUUUCUUCAUGGUGUAGACUAACUUCACAAAUUAAAUGAGUCUAGCUGAUUUGGAGACGAUUUUUAUGAGUGAGAAGAAAUCUUGGUUAGGAUUCAGAAUUGUUUUCUAGAGAGAGAGUGCUAUGAAAUACUCAUGUAACUUUUUUAUGUGGUGCAACCAAUAGCACACUUUCUUUCAGAUAUAUAUAUAUACAACAUCAUAAAGAACUGAGAUAUAUAUAUAUAUAUGUAUGUAUAUAAAGUACCUUGCAUUUUGUGGAACUACUUUCUGAAACAAAUGGACUCUAAGACAUUAGUAAAUAGCUGGUAUAUUAAUUGGAUUGGAAAAUAGGAAUUUUGCACAACAAAUAAAGAUUUUAGCUAAAGCCAUUUUCAUGCUUAGGAUGUUUUACUUGGCUUAGCUUCUGUUAAAAUAACCAAUGAGAGUCCGUGGACUUCUAGUUACCAAACUUGAUAUGAUGGCUAUCGGAUCAUUUUUACUCACUAUUUUUCUCUAUGACCACAGGAGGACUUUUAUUUUUUUUUUAGCAAAGCAUUUUUAAAAAUACUAUUUGUGUUCCUGCUCUGGUCUGUAAAGACAGAACUACCCCACGUAUAUGUUGCUUAGAGACAGAUACCUCUCAUGAUGGUUAAACCAUACUAAUAUGACAUUAUUCAUGCUAAUUCUUCCAGCUUAUAACUCAUAAACCAACACCCUCAACAGUUUCACUAAGUAACCUUCUACACAAAGGAUAAAGUCCAUUCAUCCAGGAAACGUCUGUUUAUUUAAAAUCAUGUCCAGAGCAUGACUGGAAGACUUCUUUAUCUUGUUAACUGACUGUCUUAAACAAUCAGCUCUAUACUUUCACUUUGUGCUCAGGAAGUAGCAAAAGCAAAGUUUAAAAAAAGAUUAGCUGCUACACAGAAAACAUCACAUCUGAACUGUUGCCAAUCUGAGCAAAAAUAGAAUCUAUAGAUACACACACAUAUAUAUAUACAUAUUCAAGUACUGAUUCUAAUGCACUUAUCCACUUUAAAACACUGAAAAGACCUCUUCAGGCACAGCAUUAUUAAUAGAAUAAGACUCUUGGCUCUUUUGAGAGAAGCAAUGCAUAAAAUCACAUGGAAAAGAGAUGCUCUUUUAAAAUAAAAUCACAUGGAAAAUGACGUAUAUCAUGGUGCUUUAAAAGCUGGUUCCUGAAGAUGUUGAGACUUAAAAUUCUCCUUAAAAUAAGAAAAGUACGAACAUUAUAAUGAAAAAUUUAUUUUAGGAGUGAAUAUAUAUAUAAUAUAUAUCCUAACAUAUUUUUAUAGACUAUAUAUGCUCUCUAUAUAGAUUACAUAUAUAAAAUCUUAUAUUGUCUAUAUAGAUAGAAUAUAUAUAACCUUGUUUUCCUGAAGUGACAACAGUGCAAUCCUUUAGUUCAUUGUCACCAACCGUAAGUACCAUAUAUUGUAGGUAUAGAAUAUUUUAUACCAACACAGGCUCUGGCACAUUCUCUGCUUGUGAAUGUAUGUGUAUGAAUUGCAUGACUACAUAGAGGACUCUUUUUGAUAUCAAGUAGCCAGAUUCACUACAAUUUGAGCAAAAGACUGGCCUAUUGGUGUAUUAGUUCAAGUUACGUGCAGGAGUUUUUUUAACUUCCUUUUAUGAAUGCAAUACCUUCCUCAGUAGAACCAUUUUUAAAGUUUAAUCUCUUUUUCUAAGGCAAUGAGCACAUAUGGUUCUGUGUAUGAAGUAUCCUUUUUAUAAAUUCUAUAAGGUUUUUGCUUUUCAGAAAACAUCCUGCUGUCUAGAUGGGUUUGGUUUUUUUUUCUUACCAUGUGAAGCUUGUCUUAUAUCCUACCAUGAAGUCUAAAUGAGAUGGGGAAUGUAGAUGAGGAAGAAAAAUAAUGGUUUUGAAGAGAAGUAGCAUGCCUUAAAUAUGAGGAAUUAGGAAAGACUUAAAGAAAAUCUGGAUGAACAUAAAUGGUUUAUAAUAUUAGGUCUCUUAACAGAGCUCCAUUAACCUGAGACUUGGCUUUAUGACUUAGCUUUACACUAUGAAUGGGACCAAAUGAAUUCUCUAUAGUUUCAUCUGUGUAAACCAUGUAGUUUGAGUGUUUGAGGUAUUGUCACAAAUGGUCAUGGCAGGUGGGAAGAAGAAAGUCUAUAAUUAAUUUUAGAAGUUUAGAGAAAACCUAUUGAUAUUAUUUUUGCUUCAAUGUUUUUUCUUAUGCCUUAAAUCUUCAAUAUGUACAAUGAUAAUGGAUGAUUAUUGAUGUUGUAAGUAAAAAAUUGAGCACAUCAUUUUUAUAUGAUUUAUGCUUAUAACUUCUCUCUGUAAGAAAAAUUAUUUGCGGUUUUGAUUAAGUUAUGAGUGUUUAGGUUUUUACUUCUGUAUCAUUGCUCCCUCUAAAAUAUAAGAUUACUGUAUCUUUUGAGAAAAUAGAUCUGCAUUUUAUAUAAUUAAAAUGUGCUU
This is a messenger RNA of Talpa occidentalis (Iberian mole), 6193 nucleotides long. RefSeq names its product doublecortin domain containing 2 (gene DCDC2). The record is from RefSeq and is a predicted model, not a curated record. The transcript has 10 exons. Gene Ontology annotation, biological process: regulation of cilium assembly; intracellular signal transduction; neuron migration. The coding region runs from base 26 to 1450 and encodes 474 amino acids. Gene Ontology annotation, cellular component: axoneme; microtubule organizing center; kinocilium. Lineage: Eukaryota; Metazoa; Chordata; Mammalia; Eulipotyphla; Talpidae.